Messenger RNA from Erigeron canadensis, 1506 nucleotides. Its product is annotated as phytochromobilin:ferredoxin oxidoreductase, chloroplastic. The transcript is spliced from 8 exons. Gene Ontology annotation, biological process: phytochromobilin biosynthetic process. Bases 209 to 1237 code for a protein of 342 amino acids. The record is from RefSeq and is a predicted model, not a curated record. Gene Ontology annotation, molecular function: cobalt ion binding; phytochromobilin:ferredoxin oxidoreductase activity. Lineage: Eukaryota; Viridiplantae; Streptophyta; Magnoliopsida; Asterales; Asteraceae.
ACUAGAAAGUCGAGCUUCCUGUCCACACACACACACACAGUCACACACGAUAGGCAUCACCAAGAAUGUAUGUGGCACAACAUCCAUCCGAGGUUAAUUGUGCCAUGGAGAUCUACCGACAUUCAUUCUCCAAUUAAUGGUAGCUAGGAGCUAAAAUAUAAUAAUAAUAAUAAUAUCUCACCCACUUUUCAACAACAAACACUCACCAAUGAUGAAGUGUUUAUCCUCCUCCUCCUCCUCAAGUAUAUUCUUGUCUACAACAGCACCAAUAACAAACAUUAAAAGACGAUACAACACAAAUAUGAUGCUGAUGAGGUUGUCUUCUUGUUGUUGUUCAAUAAAAGUAGACUCAUCAUCAAAAACUAAUGUUUGUAAUUACCAAAAAUUCAUUCAAUUUGCUUUACAUGAAACCAAACUCUCCACUUCCCACGUCAUUCCUUCCCCCUUGCAGGAGGAUUUUAGCACAUUGAAGGCAUUGGAUGGGAAGACAGAGCUUAAGAUGUGUUCCUUUCAAGCUCCUAAGAUUAGGCUUCUUCGCAGCCUUUCUAUCGACUCAACUGAUGAUGGUAUGCAGGUGCUAGAUUUUGCUGUCUUCCCAGAAGCAAAAUAUGACCUCCCAAUAUUUUGUGCCAAUUUUUUCACCUCAGUUAACACAAACAUUGUUGUAUUGGACCUCAAUCCUUUGCAUGAUGUCAUGGAUGAAACACAUUACAAGGAGAAGUAUUAUAAAAGCUUGAUUCCUCUUGGCCUGAAGUAUGCCGAGCUUUUACCCUGGGGAGGAAAACUCACUAGCGAGUCUUUAAAAUUUUUCUCACCAAUAGUCAUAUGGACCAAAUUUUCAUCGAGCCAUGAAAAGCACGAUAUUUUGUUUUCUGCAUUCAAGGACUACUACAAGGCCUGGCUCAGUCUAAUGGAUCAGGCAACAGAGGAGACAAAUGCUUCUCAAAUAACUUUGAAUCUUGAGGCACAACAUAGAUAUCUAACUUGGAGAGCCCAAAAGGAUCCAGGUUACCAUCUUCUCAAAAGACUAAUUGGGGAGAGUCUUGCAAAGGAUGUGGUAAAGGAGUUCCUCUUCAACGGAGUGAAUGAGCUUGGAAACAAAACAUUUCUGGAUUACUUUCCAGAGUAUGAGCGUGAAGAUGGUUCGAUAAAUGAAAAAAGAAGCAUCGUUGGUAAGUCUUUUGAGAACCGGCCUUGGGAUGCUAGAGGGGUAUUUAUUGGGGGAUCCUUGCAGUAAGCCUCGUAAUGCAACCAUGGUAAACACUGGGUAUGCUUGUUGUACUACACCCCAAACAUCCAUUUAUCGUUUAGCAAGACAUGUUAUUUAAGGCUUUAGUUUCAGCACAAUUUUUUGUUGUUUGAGGAUGAUUUCUUGUAACGGUGCAAGCAGAAGUAGAAGUAAUAUUGUAUUAUUGAUAUUGAUAUCCAGUUCAGGAUUGGAUAUUUGUUGUUGGAGGUAUUGAUGUAUAAUUCAUGAAUUUAGAGUAGUACUUGGCAUGUUUUUAA